Messenger RNA from Punica granatum (pomegranate), 908 nucleotides. The record is from RefSeq and is a predicted model, not a curated record. NCBI's taxonomy places the organism in Eukaryota, Viridiplantae, Streptophyta, Magnoliopsida, Myrtales, Lythraceae.
UCUUCACCAAGAAGUACAGUUUCGACCUUAGAUCACUCACUCUUGAUAAUUCAUUUUCGUAAUCGGAAUGAUGGCAUCUCGCGUUCUCUUGGUUGGGCUCACAGCUCUUCUUUUCUCCGUUGUCUUAGCUGAUCACAGUCCACUGCAAGAUUUUUGUGUUGCAGACAGCGGUAGCCAAGUGUUGGUGAACGGGCUGUCCUGCAAGGACUCAAAUGUUGUCCAAGCCAAUGACUUCUUCUUCAGCGGGCUUCACCUCUUGGGCAACACAUCGAACCCGGUUGGGUCGAGGGUCACCCCGGUGAUGGUGGCCCAACUUCCAGGUCUCAACACCCUUGGCAUCUCAAUGGUCCGUAUCGACUAUGCACCGUGGGGCAUCAACCCACCCCACACUCACCCGCGAGCCACCGAGAUCUUGACCAUCUUGGAGGGAACCCUAGAGGUCGGCUUCAUCACCUCCAACCCUGACAACCGCCUUAUCACCAAGGUCCUGAGCAAGGGUGAUGUAUUCGUGUUCCCGGUCGGCUUGGUCCACUUCCAGAGGAACGUGGGGAAGGUGAAUGCAGUUGCUAUUGGUGCCCUCAGCAGCCAGAACCCAGGGGUCAUUACGAUCGCCAAUACUGUGUUCGGGUCGAAACCUGCCAUCGCCGCCGACGUCCUUGCCAAAGCUUUCCAGGUGGAUUCUGGCGUCAUCAAUAAGUUACAAUCAAAGUUCUAGGGGGACCAAGAUCAAGAAAAUGGGUCUAGAACGGAGCAACGGAGUAUAAUUAAUCUAUUCAAAUCACAGCUCACCUUGUUUGUUUGUGCACAAUUGCAUGUGUGUAAUUUUUUGGUCGCGGGAUUGGUAAGUUGUAGAAUUAAUUUUCUAAUAAUAUUUAAGCUAACGGUGAACAAAAUUUUUAAAUUUAUCA